Hydra vulgaris (swiftwater hydra) is the source of this 1337-nucleotide messenger RNA. The record is from RefSeq and is a predicted model, not a curated record. Lineage: Eukaryota; Metazoa; Cnidaria; Hydrozoa; Anthoathecata; Hydridae.
UAUUUGAACAAGACUUGUUGUGGACCAUAAUAUAAUGGAAAUAUCCGCCUUGUGGAGCAUAAUAGCUCUGAAAAUGAUAGAAGAACAAGUAAAUGUUUAAGUAGCAAAUAUGAUUUGUUGGCGUACAAACUUAUUGGAGUUACCAAAUUUAAAGAUCUUUGGAAUACUACUUAUUAUACCAAUUCUCGCCGCAAUUGUUUGUAAUUUUUGUGUCUUUAUUGUUAUCGUGAGAAUGCAAAAAAGAGCAAUAUCUAAUUAUCUUUUAAUGUCUCUUUCCAUAUCUGAUUUACUCGUGGGGAUAAUUCUUGGUCCAUUGACAUUGGCACAAGUUUUUGACAUUAACCUAUUAUCAAACUGCACGGCUCAUUUUAUUCGUAGCUACUUCCUCGUUUUACUUGGUGGAUCUUCCUUGUUAACGUUGGCAGUGAUAGCGUACGAUCGAUAUUUACUUAUGACUAAACUAACUAACUACAACAAAUAUAUGACCAAAAGAUGGGGAUUUACACUUGUUGGGUUUUCUUGGAUUUUUCCUGGAACAAUACCUAUUGCCAAAAUACUUAAUAUGAAUGCGUAUGUUGUUCUACGUAUUUUAAAUUUUACCCUUUCAGUAGUUGCUCUAGGAACGUUUUAUUUUUUAAUAAUUAAAGCACUUAAUAAUAAAAGAGUAGAGUUUCGUCAAAAUAAUCAAAUUUAUCAAAGUGUCUCUUGCUACAGCCAAGUUGACAAAAAUAUUAAUAAACAAAACAAGUUAAUAAAAUCGUCUGUAAAUUACUUUUUAAUCAAAAAUUUAAAAAGGCAAAAGUACUACACCAAAGUAGCUAAAUCCGUAACAUUAUUAUUCACAUGUUAUUUUGCAUUUAUUUUUCCUUUAAAUAUUUGGCUGAUUUUAGAGAUUUCAAAUGUAAAAUAUGACGUCAUUGCUCAUCGAAUCUUCUACCUGUGUGCAAUUUUUCUAAUGCAAGCAAAUUCUUGUAUAAAUCCCCUUAUUUAUUAUUUAAAACAAAAAGACAUUAAAAACGGUUUGCGACAAGUUUAUAAAUCGGUUAUACUAAAAAAGAGCAUUUCUAGUAUAUAAAUAAAAAAAAAAAAACAUGAAGAAAUCAGUAGAAACUACAUGCGAAAUACUUUAGAUUGACACAAAAAGUACCGAACCGGUUCUUUAAACAAGCAACAGUAAUGAUUAAUGAAAAAAUAUGAGGCAAUCAAAUUUGUAUAUUAACAAAAUAAUAAUAAAUAAACAAUAGUAAAAAAAAAAGAAAAAAAAAGAAAAAAAAAAGAAAAAUAAACUGCAAACAGUUUUUGUGUAGUACAUUUAUCCAUUAAACAUGACGUGUUUA